AUGACACUGCAAUUUCCGCCCUGGCGACACGACUCUGAACUGGCCAUGGUCCGAGACUGGUUCUUUCCGGACCGGGCGAAGCAGGAAUUGUAUUCCACCAUCCUAUCCCACACCUCGCAAGACCUGAGGCAGCGUGCUAUUGACAGGGUCAACCUCUGGCUGUUCAAGGCCGGCCACCUACCUCCGGCGCUGGUAGCAACGGCAAGCUUGACCGAUGCUUUGAUCCACGAUGAAUCACGGAGGUCGUUAUCCGUUACUACCAUCUCGGACCUAGCCAUGCAGAGCAUAUAUGCUAUGGCGUUUGCGAGGUUUGUCAAUGGAUUCGUUGACCGUGAUGUCGCCCGUUCAUAUGCUGCCGAAAUGGCUCGGGAUGAUACUCCUGAGGGAGAAGAAGUGACUCGAUUCUCAGCAAGUGCUGCCAAAGGUGAAAGCUCCAUGUAUGCUCACGCUGCCACGAUCGGGAUGCCCCAGAGAUUCGUCGAUCUCCGUCAUCAGGUCACACACGCUGACAUGCCCAAUCUGAUGUAUCUGAGAAGAAUGACAGAGCAGGCCCUGGACUGGAUUUGGGAGAGGUGGUGGGUCAAGAAUGUGACUGGCCACCCGGAACGUGCAUUGAGGGAACUCGAAGAUAGGCGGCGGACGUCACGAGAGGCAAGAGAUGCGACAGCAUGGUUUUAG
Messenger RNA from Fonsecaea erecta, 678 nucleotides. RefSeq lists its product as hypothetical. Gene Ontology annotation, biological process: maturation of 5.8S rRNA; maturation of LSU-rRNA. Gene Ontology annotation, cellular component: Las1 complex; preribosome, large subunit precursor. Gene Ontology annotation, molecular function: endonuclease activity. Lineage: Eukaryota; Fungi; Ascomycota; Eurotiomycetes; Chaetothyriales; Herpotrichiellaceae. Bases 1 to 678 code for a protein of 225 amino acids. The record is from RefSeq and is a predicted model, not a curated record. The transcript has 2 exons.